This is a messenger RNA of Camelina sativa (false flax), 1624 nucleotides long. The record is from RefSeq and is a predicted model, not a curated record. NCBI's taxonomy places the organism in Eukaryota, Viridiplantae, Streptophyta, Magnoliopsida, Brassicales, Brassicaceae.
CUGAUAAGUGAUAAGUACUCUCGGGCAACGCCGGUUAGACCGGCGAGAUUAUUUUGAAUGCUGACGGCGAAUGUGGCGGCGAAGUAACUUACCGGGGAAUUUAGAUUCCGAUCAAAGCAUAUCAGAGGAAGAAGAAGAAGAGCACAUCGAUGUUAGUUCGGGAGAAAUUGAUAUGUGGCCAAGUGAGAAUGCCAAGGAAGAGGGGGGAUUACUACUUCAAACAAAGCUCGAAAAACUCAUAGGUUGUGGUGAACAAAACAAUUAUGCUAGGGAAACCGGUUUUGUGUCUCUGGAAGCAACUAUACGGAAGAUAUCAUCCUCUCUUGAGGAUGACGACGUUGAUGUUCCUGAUUCCCCUGAGGAGAGUUAUCUUGCUUCUUCCAGAAGAACAAGAUUGGUAUGCGUAUCUGCUCAGGAAAGUGGGUCAGAUGAUGAGAUUCAACAUGACGACCAACAGGUGGCAACGUGGUCCACUAUAAGUAAAGAAACCAAGUCACUAAUCCAUUUGAAUGGUAACGCUCCAGUCUCAUCAUCCCAUCUAUCUGGAUUCAGGGCCAAGAGAGGUAGUAAAGUUAUUAAAGAUCAUGUGAGGCCAAAAUUUUCGUUUCACUCACAUACUCCUGGAGAAACGUUAUCCAAGAUAAGUGAUAUGGCUGAAGAUUUUGAGCCUGCUGCUGAUGAGGCCAUAGAAGAGGAUCCAAUUGCUGAAUGUCCCAACGAUUUUGAUGAAACAUCAGAAAGCAGACAAGGUAUUUCUGUUGCUGAGUCAAGAGAGGUUCUGCAUGGGUUCACUGAGGUUUUAGACAUUCCUCCACAUAAGAUUAGACUGAUAAAAAGAACCUCUAAACUGCACAACAGACAUGAAAGAAAAUCUCAGAAAUUUUCUCAUAAGGGAACCUCAUCUAACAUUCAAGAUAGUGAUACUGGUGACGAGCUACCUGGACCCAUGGAUUGUGGAUCAUCAAGCGAUGAUGAGCCUAGUUAUCAAACCCCAGUGCCAAACAUUUUCAACCAGAAGAAACAAUUUGUUGGAGACCGGUUUGAUGAAGCAAUAAAAGCUUCCUCUUUGAGCAAGGAAGGUCUUUUGUUCGGUUCACCUAAAUUAUCAGGUGGCUCUAGUCUAUAUGGCAAGCUACAACAGAUAAUGAAACAAGAAAAAGAGACGGAGAUGGAAAUCACGAAGAAAUUGCAGGGGGGAAUUGGACAACCAGAUGCGUCAAGCUAUGUUGAUGUAAAAAUCAUGUCAAGACACUUGGAGGGAAAGCUUGUCGUGUGCAAAUGCUCUGUUAUUGACCUUUUUGGGGACUCACUAUUGCUCAAGAACACACAAGCCCUUGCCGCCAACGAGACAGAAACAAGAGUUCUCUUUAGUACAAAAGUUUGUGCGGAUGUUGAUAUCGAAAUAGGGAACUGUAUCCGACUAUAUGCGCCAUGCUUUUCAAUUUCUCAACAGGAAGGAAUUGGAAGUGAAGAAAAGCAAUGAUGUGGUUAUUUUGUCUUCAUAUUUCUCAAGUUUGUAAUGUCAGUCAAUAUGUUAAAAAAAAAAACUUGCAAAUAAUUGUAUCACAGCGUAUAAAAAAUGAGAACUAAAGCUCUGAUUUGAGAAAUAGCAGAAUCUUGGUAA